This is a messenger RNA of Varroa destructor (honeybee mite), 3831 nucleotides long. Its product is annotated as nostrin-like. The record is from RefSeq and is a predicted model, not a curated record. Gene Ontology annotation, molecular function: protein binding. Lineage: Eukaryota; Metazoa; Arthropoda; Arachnida; Mesostigmata; Varroidae. Gene Ontology annotation, cellular component: cytoplasm; plasma membrane.
UAGUGAAACGCUACUGUCCCUUCAAGACUUCGCCCUGUUUUCGCUUGAGACACUGCAACAAGCAGAAGUGUUGCUAUACAAAUGCUACUGGUUAUCGCGUUCGUCCAGAGGCAUCUCAAAAAAUAAAUCUAGCAACAAACCGUUUUGCUACGGGUAGUGUGCCGAUCUUUGGCAAAGCACAUUUAAUUCACCGCUGGAGCAAGCACGACGAGUAGAGGUGUCGCAGAUGGAAUCUCAGAUUUCGUUGCCUAAAUAGAUGUCUGAAUCGGCGGAUAGAGAGUGUCUAUUUGAUUGAUGGUGUGACGGUGGAAAUUGUACCAAAUAAACGACAACCUAUUGAUUUGUAGGACGUGGAUGAACGGGAAAACAUGCACAUACUAUAAGUACAGUGCGAACUUUCUACUUUCUAGUAAAGUUCUAACCAUAACUUUAUGAACAGUUUCAAAACGAAGCUUUCGCUAAUCUCAAGUGCUUCGUUAGGGUAUGUGAAGUGCAACUGACGGACAAAUACAUGGCACAUUCUGAGGAUAUACAGAUUCAACAGAGUGUCCCAUCUUGGAUAUAACAUUGUGCUAGCAAGUGGCAACACGGUUAUAGAUUAUGGCAAAAAUGGAAAAUUUUGCGUCGAACUGCAUCGUGCGUAACAGGCUAAGGACCAUUCGGGCAGCUACUGCUUGGAGUGCGAAAGAAGAAGAAAAAGCUAGGAGCUUCUAAAAGGCGUUGCUUUGGUUGAUGUUCGGGUCAGACGUGCCAUAUCUUAAUACCGACAUGUGACUGACGCUCAUCAUUAACCCGCAAAUACGAUUCAACAGCGUGUGGUGAUUCAAGGAAAUAAUUAACUAGAGUUUCCGUUUUACAGACUCUACUCAAGUUUCUAAUGUGCGUCUUGCUGCCGGCUGGCGUUUAUGCAGUUUCGCGUUCAGCUUUACCGCUCUCGUGGGUUAGUGACAUCGUUGUGGGGUGCGGAGCCAGACUUCUUCUUAGGUAUUCACCUAAAGGAUACCCAAGAUGAGUGCAGCACCUAUCAGUCACUUUAAAGAUGCUUUUUGGGGUCCGAAUGGAUUCGAAGAACUUCGCAAACUUGUGAAGCACGGUUCGGACUUUACGAAGGAGGUAGCAUCAGUUCUCAGUGAGAGGUCUGAACUAGAGACCACUUAUGCAAAAGGAUUGUUCAAGUUAGCUGUGAAGUUAAACAAAGUAGCCAGAGACAAUAUCGGGUCGACGGCAAAUGCAUGGUGCAAUGUAUCUAUUCAGAUGGAACGCGAGGCUGAAACCCACAGAGCAUUAUCUCUGUCUCUUACCGAGGAGGUCGUUAAACCCCUGCGAAAUCUCUGUGAGAACCAGGCUAAGGCGAGAAAAACUAUGGAGUGUCAGGUCGAUAAAAAAGCGAAAAUCGUAGUUGAUAAACGAAUCGAUGAGGCCAAACUUAAACGCCAAGCUUACAUUCACCAGCGGGACGUUGAACGGCUACAUGGAGAUAUUGAAAGGACGUCGUCAGAUAAGGAGCUUGUAAAAAUUCAGGCGAAAAAAGUACGAGCCGAGGAAGCUUUAGCCAGGGCUGACGUACUCUACUAUACGAGUUGCCUCGCCGCUGAACGAUCCCGCCAAGAGUGGGAAGCUUCGGUUUACGAUUGCGCGCGCAAUUUCGAACUCAUGGAACGUGAGCGUCUGAUGGGUUUUGUCGAAGCGAUGCAGCGAUACGCAUGUAGUCUUGCUCUGGUAGGUCCGUCAACUGCCGGCUGCGCGGAACGACUGGAACGCUCAAUCGAAAAAGCGAAUCCGACGGGAGAUAUCUUCGAAAUCGUGAAGCGGAAGGGCACCGCGCCAAAUGUGCCAGAACAGUACCUUCCAGAUGUCUUUGCGGAAGACCUACAAAACCAAAUGCAAUUAGAUCGACGGAAGGAAUCGUUGGAAAAGUUUCUUAUGAUGGUAAUGCGAGAUUUGGAGGUGGAACGGAAAGGCCGAGAAGGCGUCGAAAAUCUUGCCAGAGUAUUUCAAGAGACGUCGAAGUUCGGUGAUGAAGAUGCCCAGGCAGACGUUCAAGAGAAGCUUAGACAACUGAAACAGACUCUAGCUUUCCUUGAGGCAACUCGCUACAAGCUACAGUGCGUUCUUCUGAGUCUUGGAGGGCAGCUACGACCCUCACAUCCGCUAAGCGCACAUAUUGAACAACACCGAGAUCGGCAGGGUCAUCCUCAGACGAUACUCAAGAUACCAUCAUGGAUUGCCAGAGGUACUACGACAGCGGACCUUGAAAGGACCGAUUCGCAGAAUUCCGACUCAUCCGAAGGUGUCCAUUCUGGGGGGUCGGAAGGCAUAAAUCGGAGCGGCGAGGGUUCCGACUUUGAAGAUGGAGAUGAAGCAUUCUCGGACGAUGGCGAUGCGGAGCCCGUAUCGGAGAGAAUGUCCGAAAAUCCAAUCUACGAUAGUGCGGAACAAGGAGACGACGUGAUUUUGCGAACUGAUUGUACAGCGUCUUUGAGAUCACAUAACUCAAAGGCAGAACCCAAGAAUCAGGAAUCUAGCGAUCAUCGCGUCUCACCAGGUAGCAAUGGAACGUCCUGCUUAAGAGAAUCGAUCUUCACCCGAUGCACAGUUCUCUAUGAUUACAAUGCCAGUCUCAGUGAUGAAUUAUCGCUGCGUCAGGGUGACGUCGUUGGAGUCCUUAGGAAAAGCGCUGACGGCUGGUGGUAUGGCGAAACCAUGAAAGGCGGGACGCUCAGGAGAGGUCUAUUUCCUGCAACCUACGUGCAGGAAGCCGAUGCUUAGGAAACGCGUGCCUAUUUAAGAACAUGAAAAUUGUCGAUUGUAUUGUACAUGAUAUGGGCACAAGGAGCGUGUUAUUAUUGUGAUUAUAGUAGAGAAAAGAUGAUUGUUGUAUUAGUGCUAAGAGUGGCAAUCACGAUAUAUGACAGAUAAAGUCAGUGUCAGCAUUUUUUUUUGAUAUCUUAUCGCCUUUAUUCGGCACACACAUAUUAAUAUGACGUAGAGUAUGACAUCGUUUCUGGUAGGGAGUGGAGAUCCGUCGAGAGACCCGUUGAGAAAAUUUGCAAUUUUAGCAGGCACAAAAUGAUGUCAAGGAUCAACACUAACUAUUCAAGAUGAUUCAAUGUCGGGGCUGGUAAGCAGAAAUAGUCUGGCAGUUAUUUGAAAAAUGUCAGUUGUAUACUAUAUUUUACUCGUAACAUAUGGCGUAGUCUUACAAAAGUACUAUCGAUUUACUAUUGAGACCACUGUAGAAUUCUAAUUUGGAAACAGCAAAACUCACAUGCAACAUACUUAGAUUGUAUCAAGACCAAAACGAACCUUUCUGAGAUACCAGCAGGACAUCUUCUCGGUUAUAGGUUCGGAUGCAGAAAUCCUCACCGACAUAAAUGCAUAGCAGGAAAAAUGAUAUCAAUUUAUUAUAAUUAGACUUCGGGUUCGUUUCAGCUGAUCAACUAAAUACUAAUCAAAGUUAAAAUCAGCCUAAAAAGAACUGCGGUUCAAUAGCACGGCAAAGCUGAAUAUUCUGAACCAAUUUCAGCCUAAUGCUGUUUGAACCACUGUGAAGUGUAGAAUGGCGUACACAAGUAUUUUAUAUACACUGACAUUUAGUUUAGGUUCAAUAAACCCAAAAACGGUGCAUUUAAUUAAGCCUCUUAGAAGCCUUGAAGUACUGGCAAUAUGUCUGUAUCAAUGUGUAUAUACAUAUAGACAAACAAAUCGAACAUCGACAGCAAAUAAAUAACGUAGCCCAUGAGUUACAUACAAUAAUUUCGCGUCAAAUCAUAUUUCUUUCGGUAAAAUUAAUCGAAAAAAUAGGACUGCAACAAUUCAGCUGAAAAAUAA